Messenger RNA from Dictyostelium discoideum AX4, 4002 nucleotides. RefSeq lists its product as hypothetical. Bases 1 to 4002 code for a protein of 1333 amino acids. Lineage: Eukaryota; Evosea; Eumycetozoa; Dictyosteliales; Dictyosteliaceae. The transcript is spliced from 8 exons. The record is from RefSeq and is a predicted model, not a curated record.
AUGAAAAAAGAUUUUUUUCUUUUAUUUAUAAUACAUUUAUUAAUUUUUUUAUGUAAUUGUCAAACUAAUAUUCCUGGAGAUUUUCCAAAUUAUUAUUUAACAAUUUUGGAAACAAGUUCAGAAGGAAAUGGGACUUUCUCAGCAUACCCUUCUGUUUCUAAUCAGCAAAUAUGUACAUUCAAUUACAAUGCAUUGGUUCAACAUCGAGUAAUAGAUGGUAACGUAAAUACAUUGGUAUCAUCAUCGAAUGAGAUUAAAAUAGUUCCAAUGUCUAGCAGUGGUGAUUGUAAACUAUUUUCUUUAGUUGGUACUUUUAAUACUGGUACAUCUAUUAGUAUUAAUUUGACUGCAAACUCUGAAGCAAACUUUACAAUUAAUUAUACUUGUAAUGAGGUUAAAAUUUCGGAAAUUGAAGUUGUAAUUUUAAGACCAUUUGUUGUUUAUGAACAUCAAAUGUUCCUUUCCUCAUUUAUGUUAAAAGGAAUGGGUGGUCAUAUUUUUAAUCAAAUAGAAGUCCAAACAAAAGAUUCUGGUGUAAUGGGUUCUUAUACAGAUGUUGGAGGUUUUUUAUUUAUUUGGAACAUAUUCUAUAUAAUUGAUAAUAUUAAUAAUCCCUAUUGGAAUAUAACAAUUGCUUUAGGAAAUGAUAAUAAAACUAUUUCAUUUAAAUCUCUUUAUUCAGAAUAUUCGUUUGAACAAUUACCACAACAAUUAAAUGAGUUAAUAUUUUAUCCAGAAAAUUAUAAUAAUCAAACUUAUUCACAAUUUGGUUUUGGAUCUAAUCCAUUUUUAACAACAAGUUUCAAAAGUGAAGUUUUUCCUCCAUUUCAAUUUCAUUUUCAAACCUAUGCUUACCCAAAACCUAUUAAAGGAUCAAAGAGUGAAAUGGUUUUUGGUUUAGAAUUUCUUGGUUCGAAUGAUCCAUCUCAUCCUUUUACCAAUACCCUUAUAAUUCAAAAUAAAACAUCGAUAAUUAAUUCAACAAUUGAUUCAGUAUGUAAAAUCUUCCCACCUCCUUCUUUUCCAGAGGUUGGAAAUAGAAUUUUAUUACAAGGAGAAGAAAUUUUUAAUUUUAUUGUAACUAAAUUAGAAUAUUAUUUUUCAGAAUUUGAAUUUAAUUAUAAUGGAAAAUCAUUUAUUAGAGGAUUUCCUUAUGGUUUUUAUAGAGGUUCAAAUGAUAACCAAACACUUAGUUGUUCAUUUAAUAAUCCAUUAUUCUUAAGUGACCCAUCAUUUAAUUUGAAAAUUAUCAAUGGAGACCAAAUUGUUUUUAAUUUUGAUCCAAUAGCAACAAUUUGUAAAAGUAUUAAUACUCCACCAAGUAUAAUAAGUUAUAAUUUUAUACCAAUUAAUUCAUUAACAUGUUUAUUAACUAUAGAAUUUAAAUCUGAUAAUGGAGUUUAUUCUAUUAAUGUUGGUCAAGAAACAUUUGGUUUGGAAUCACUCACCAGUGGUAAUUCAAGUAUGGGUACUUUUGAAUUUAUUUUUAAUAUUAUUUAUUCACCAAUUAAUUUAAGAGUUACAGAUUCCUGUGGAUUAUUUUCAUCUUUUAAUCAUGGUGAUAUUAUUUCAAUGUAUCCUUUACUUCAAUAUAAAGUUCCAGACUAUUUAUUAAAUAAAUUUUCAUAUGAUACUUUUAAUAUAACAUUUGAAAAAAAUGAAGUUAAUUUAUUAAAUAAAACGGGGUAUAAUAUUCUUUAUAUAGAUGGAAAUAAUUUAUCACGAUAUAAUACAUUAGGUAUUUUAUUAUAUGAUCAAGUUUCAGUCACCCUUUAUGAUCUAAAUUUUAUUGAUAAUGUAGUUCCUUGUGAAUAUAAUGGUAUAGAAAAUAGAUUUGAAUGUAGAUUAAUUAUUCCAAAAAACAAUAUUUAUGAUUAUAUUAGAUAUGUACUUGUAUUUGGAUCAGGUAAUAGAUUAAUGUAUUCUGGUAAUUUUCCGAUAUUCUCAACAUUAAAAGUUAGUGAUUCAUAUUUGGAUAAUGAUGGUCCAAUUUUUAGUUUAAUAGAAAAGAUAGAUGGUAUUGAUUUUGUAUCAGGUAUUAAACAAAUUGGUUGGAAUUUUACAAUAACUGAUGAUUUAAAUGGAUUUGAAAAAGGAUACAUAAAAGUAAUGGGUUCAUUAGAUAGUUCAACCUAUGAAUUUAAUUUUACAUCAUUAGAUUUUAUUGAAGGAGAUAAAUGGAAUGGAGUUUAUUCAUUAUUAAUAAAUGUAUCUUCAGCAUGUUGUUCUCAAACUUUAACAAUUACAAAUGUUAUAUUAUAUGAUACAAAUAAUAUCGUAUCAAAAUUUUCAAUUUUUCCUAGAAAAUCCUGGGCAGAUACUCUUACAAAUCCAUUUAGAAAUUAUUAUAAAAGUGGAAUGAAUAUAACAAAGAUCAAUAUAUCUUGUGAUAUUGAAUUAUUUCCACAAGAUGAUUCAAAUCCCGUAAUAUUAUCAACAUUUAACAUUUCCACAAAUAUUUUAAAUGUAAUUGGUACAAAUAGGGAUGUAACAAUUGAUUUUUCAGUUAUACCCUCAACAUCAGGUUUAAAAUUAGAUCAAUUACCAGUGGUUUAUAUUCAUGCUAACCCAAAUUCUUUAAUUGAUUGUAAAUCAAAAUUAAAAAGUCAUAAUCAAACAUUAGUUGUUUAUUCAUGUACUAUUGAAAUUCCACUUGGAUUUGGGUAUCCUGGUAAUUUAUUAUUUUCAAUUUAUGGAUUCAUUAAUAAUGCAGGUUUUUAUAAUGGAAUUUUAUCAGAAGAUAUUGAACUAAUUGGAGCACUCAAUUAUAUUUAUACAACACUAUCAUUGGAUGAACCAACAAUCACUUCAACAUCAUACAUUUAUUCUGAUACAACCCAAUUUCAAAUUUUUGGUAGAGGUUUAUCUAAAAGUUUUAAUGUUAAUAUUUAUUAUUCUACAUAUAAUUUAACAGUACCUCCAAAACAAACUAAUAGUUCAUUUUUAACAAUAAAUAUUAAGCCAUCAAAAGAUCCAUUUAAAAUUCAAGUUGAAACAUUAAAUCAUAAAUCAAAUAUUUUUACAAUUUAUCCAAUUUAUUUUGAUUUAGAUCGUAAUGAAACAAAUCCAACUCAAUCACCAACUCCAACUCAAUCACCAACUCCAACUCAAUCUCAAAGUAAUUUAUGCAAAGGUAAUCCUCAAUGUGGUGGUCCAAACCAAGGAGUAUGUAGUUUAAAUGGUUGUAUUUGUUUUUCACCUUGGAUGGGUUCAUCUUGUAAUUCUCAAAUUAUAAUUGUACCACAACCAACAAUUAAUACAACAAGCCCAUCAACUGUGAUUCCAAUACCUAAUAAUUCAACAGAUUCAUCAAGUUUAUUAUAUAGUACAUUAAUUUCAAUUGUAUCAUUAAGAGAAUUAAAUUUUAAUGGUGGUCAAGAAAAAAUAUUUUAUUUUGAAAAAUGGAUUUAUUCAAAUAUUAAUGAUUAUAAAAGUAUUUAUUUUACAACAAUCCCAUCAGUAAAUUCAAAUAUAACAGUAACAUUAGAAUGGUAUAAUUCAAGUUCAAUUAUUAAAUUUGCAAAUGAAACUUUUACAAUGAACCCGUCAAGUAUUAAAUAUACAAUUGAAAUUGAUGGGUAUCAAUUUUCAAAUAAAUUAAAUAGUCUUCAAUUGGUUUUAUCAGCAUCAUUAGAAACUAAUAAAGAAGAUGUUUGUUCAUCUAAAGAAUUUUGGUCAACUGAUACUACUAAUAAAUUUCUUAAUACAAUUGAUGAACCUUCAUCAGUUCAAUCAUUCAUUGGUAUUACAAUUCCAAAUUUUUCAAAAAAUAUUACCAUUGACCCAGACUUUUCUGUUCUUUUUGAUUAUUCUAAAGAUUCAAACUCAAAUUGUUAUUCAAAUUCAAAACUAUCAGGUUCUCAAAUUGCCGGUAUUAUAAUUGGUUCUGUAUUGUUUGUAACAAUAAUAAUAAUAUCAAUUAUCUAUUACAUUAUUAAAAAAAGAAAACAAAAAAUAUUUUUAAAAAAUAUUGGAGGUAAACUUCAAAAAAUAAAUAAAUAA